AUUAUGGCUUAUGUUUCCGGGUUCAGUUGUAGCUGAUCAGACGUGCAGGCGAUCAGAGCCGUGGAAUUUAAUAUACAGUGUAAUUUUUCCUUCCACUUGUUUCCUUCUUGGUAUAGCUGGAGUUAGCGUUGACGUCUAAACACAAACAUGUUCCACUCUGAUAAACCGGCGCGCCGCCCGCCGCCAUUCGGACCUCCAGCACCUCAGGGCCCUCCUUUCGCUUUCAGGGGACCUUGCUCUGUUCCUCCACCCGGACAGCUACCCCCCGGAUCCCGCGGACCUUUUUCUACCUCAGCAUCGGACAGCCGUUAUCUCCACAACACGCCGCCAAGAGGGCAUUUCAUCAGACCCCACUGUAGCAGCUUCGCCAUAGACCAUAGUACAGUGAUUGGUUUGGGCAGCAGCCAGCAGAUCAUCCUUCCUGCAGAACCACCACACCAUCAGGUGCCACAAUGGAAUCCCUCUCCUGUGAAACAUCACCAUUCAGACAGCAGUGACCGAGCUGGUGAGGAAUUCCUGAGGUGCAUUGCAGAUAACAAACCUCUUCCAGACUAUCUCAAAGGGAACAUGGCAUACAACCUGGCUGAUGCAUUUAAGUCAGCUAAUGUCCUGAAAGAAGCAGUCAGAUCAGACCUUCAGUACCAGAAGCAUGUGACCAAGAGGAAGAGCCGUAGUCGAAGUCGUGGCAGAAGCCGUGGCAAAUCUCGAGGCAAAAGCCAAGUGCGCAGCCGAAGCAAAGGAAGGAGCAAAAGCCGUGUUCGUGGGACGAGUCGAGCUAGAAGCAAAAGCAGGGCUCGAAGUUGGAGUCACGGCAGAGGCAAGAAAACAAGCCAUGUGCGGAGCAAGAGCCGAGCCCGAAGGUCCAAGUCACGCAGUGGCAGUAGUGAGAACGACGACCGUGGCAAAGGCAAAAAGAGAAAGAGGAGCCCUGUCCACAGCAGCAGUAAUGUCCUCACAAGGAACAGUCUGUUGGAAGGACUGAAGAUAGUCAUGAACAGCAAGGAGAUGGAUGCUCGUUUGCCCACUCUUAAAGAUGCCAUCCUCACUAUUAAGGCCUCAGAUGAAAGCAAAAGCGUGAGUUGUCUGUCCAGUGCGCAUGCAUGUCAGCAAUAUGAUAUUAAGGAGAAUUCCACAUUGCUGGAAAACGACAGCAUGCUGCUUCCCCAUGACAGAGUAGUCAGUGACUUCUCUUGGCUCCAAGGGGAGAGUCAGGACUUCUCAGACCAGAAAGCAGAUGAGCUUGAAGAUGAAGAGUCAUUCUUGUAUGGGAAUCAAUCGUCGUCCCAGAUUGGAGGACAGGACAAUCUACAGGAAAUGGCUGCUCUUGGCAGUCAGCAACUUCAACAGAGCCAGUCCUUAUUGAGUAGCUUCGGGGAUCUGCUUCAUCUGAAGCAACCCCUUCAAAUUGAUUCGUCCACUUUAGCUUCCUCCAGUCUGGAAGGCAUAGAAUGUGAGAAAAUCAAAAAAAUAUUAAAGAGUCUGGGAGCAUCAUCAGACAUCAGUGAGACCGUGAAGAAGGAGGAGGAGUUUUCUCCUGCACUUUUCAGUUCAGACACAGCAGCAAGCUUGCCGUUGUCAGCAAUGAGUAACCCGAAUGUACGACAAUCUCUGGAGUCCCUACAGUCUCUCAUCAAAGCUACAAAGGAGAAACGGGCAAGAGGUGAUGGCAGUCAUACAUCAUGUGAUAAACAGAAGCCAGGUAACACUGAGGAAAGGAAGAGAGAGAAACAAGCCAUAAUAAGUAAAAUGGAAUCCAUGGCAAAACAGCUGGAGGAGUUGUUAAAACAGGAUGAACUGGGUUUUCUUACUCCAGUGAUAGGGUUUUACUGCCAAAAUUGUGAGGAAUUCCUUGGAGAUUUGAAUUCUGCAGAAAGGCAUGCAGUCGUUCACCGAAACAGUAACUCUAGCAGUCAAAGUGUGCAGAUGGACAAGCAUACUAAAGACCGCAAAGGACACACACAUCAUUGCAGCCCUACCAGAAACCAAAACCCGCAGCCAUCAGACAGUAGAAAUCACCGGGACUACAGUCACCAUACAAACUCAGGAGACCACUGGAACAGCAGAGACUUCCAAAGAAACUAUAAAGAUGAGAGAGAUUACAGAAGCCAACGCCCCAAUGAUGACCACUUAAGCAACAGGGCUGGACAGGACAAUAUCUCCUUGAAAGAGGAAAUGAAAAGGGAGAGGAUGCUUAUCACAGUAUCCCGUGGACUGACCCCUCCACCUUUAAACAUCAGGGUCAAAGAUGAGGCGAACAAGGAGGUAAACAAGGAGCAGGCCAUUAAAAGACAAAGCAAAGACAAAGCAGAAGUUGCAGACAGCAAGGAAAAAUCAUCUAAGGACAGCCAAGACAAAGACAGAAAGGAAAAAGCUGAAAGCAGUGACAGUAGUGAUACUGAUCAAGGGAAAUCUAAAUCAAAGCAGCCUAAAAAAAAGAAGAAAAAGAAGAAGGAGAAAAAGAAGAAGAAGAAGGCAGAUAAGUCCUAAGUGUUACUGAUUCCUCCUUGUGUUUAAAGGAACACUCUGACAUGUCAGGGAGUGCAUUUGUUAGCUGUAAACUAUACCAAAAGAGAAUAGAAUUGUCACUUUCAUCUUUGUGCGUCUUGUACAGAAAUAGAUCUUAGCUAAAGUUAGAACCAAGAUUUCAAAUUUUGAGUUAUUGGAGGUAAUUUUCUUCUGCUGCCAGAGCUGCUCCUGUUGUUGGUGCCAAAUCUAGGCAUUUUGGUCUGGUCCCUGAAGUAGACACACAGCAAUGACACCGAUACCAUUGUUCUCAUUCAACUGCUAGUAACUAGACAUACAGAUGCAUGGUCCAUGAUGUCCGUGUGCUCCUUCUGUGUGUCCAUGGCUACCUACAGAUUGUUACACAGAAUUAUGUCUGGCCUUUUCCCACACAUUUCCACACAUCCUGGCUUCAUUUUUUUGUUAAAUGUUUGAGAAAAGAAAUCCUGAGUUGUUGGUAGGAUUGCCACUAUUUAAGUAUUUCCAAAGGACAAACUGUAUAUUAGCAUUAGGAAUGUGUUAUGUGUAUUAGAAAUUGUUAGUACUUGUCUACAUUUUUAUCUGAAAUACAAGAUGGCACACUCAACUUUCUCCUGUGACAUGUAGAUUGAAGGAAAAACAUUUGUAAAUUUAAUAAAAUAUAUUUAAAGGUCAA
Messenger RNA from Acanthochromis polyacanthus (spiny chromis), 3157 nucleotides. RefSeq lists its product as uncharacterized. Lineage: Eukaryota; Metazoa; Chordata; Actinopteri; Pomacentridae. The coding region runs from base 148 to 2487 and encodes 779 amino acids. The record is from RefSeq and is a predicted model, not a curated record. The transcript has 8 exons.